Molecule: messenger RNA, 4927 nt
Organism: Falco peregrinus (peregrine falcon)
Lineage: Eukaryota; Metazoa; Chordata; Aves; Falconiformes; Falconidae
Gene: ICE2
Product: interactor of little elongation complex ELL subunit 2
Exons: 17
Coding region: 323-3268 (981 amino acids)
Biological process (GO): positive regulation of transcription by RNA polymerase III; snRNA transcription by RNA polymerase II; snRNA transcription by RNA polymerase III
Cellular component (GO): transcription elongation factor complex
Source: RefSeq, a predicted model, not a curated record
AAUAUAUUUCUCCUCAUGCCUUUCAGAAUAGUUUGGGAAGAUUGGCGUUGUGUAAGCCCCGUGCACUGGAAGGGCUAUAUUAAAUAAGUGAAUAAACAGGAGAGGUUAGAAGGGAUAUUUCACCAAAAAAUGGCAUUGAAGUAUUUUUCUCACAUGAAAUUUAUGAAAAAUAUUCAUUGGCUCCAAGCCUCUCUGAACUGUGGCGUUUAUCAAACAGUGGCAAACCUGCAGUUGGUACUAAGGGUCAGUUAGAUUGUCCAGAGAGGCAAAGAAAAAUGUGGAGGCAUUGGCAGACACUUCAGAAAACAGACAGACUUGUAGUAUGCAGGCUGUGGAUCCAGUUGAGGUGGAGGCUAAAAGCACAACUGAUGAUGAUCCUUUUCCAGAACCUAGAGUUCCCUAUCCAUUUACCUCUUGUCUGACUGAGAAGGAGCAGAAAACAUACUUAUAUCUGAUGACUAAGUACUCAAAAAAAAGAAACCAUUUUCAAGUUAACGCAGCAAGUCAAAGAGAAUUAUUCACAUAUCUGCAAAUGAAAGAAGUAGUAAACAACGAAACUGCAGAAUUUAUGAAAUUUGCCCAAAACGCUGCAAAAAGCUGUGCUCAAGAUUAUGAUGCCAUCUCUGAAGAUGCACUGCGUUAUACUGAGGAAUUAUUACGUGCUUGUAUUGGACAUGUGCAAAAAUAUCCUGAGUUCUACACUCUCCAGGAGAUCACAAGUAUCAUGGGAGGAAAGUUUCAUACACAGUUGACCUUUAGGCUGGAAAAAAAUCUUCUUGUAAUGGGUACAGCGAGACGUGGUAAAACAGCUUUCCCUACUAUGCCUGUUCAGCUGCCCACAGAUUAUAAAACGGUUACAUCUAUUAUAACUCCAGAAGAAAAGGCUUCUAUUAUGCACAAUGAUAUUAGUUCAGAUUCAAAUGCAGAAAAACUUGCUUUGAAAUACUGUCCUCAAGUUGUUUUAAGUAACCAAUCGUUAUUUACUUUACUGAAUAAUCAUGGACUAAACUACAAGGAACAAUGGGAAAUUCCAGUCUGCAUUAAAAUGAUGCCUGUUGCAGGUAGCAAACCAGCUAAAGUGGUUUAUGUUGAUUCACCUCUGCUGAGAAAGGAGAUGACAGUAAGAGAGAGGAACCAAAUCUUCCAUGACAUUCCAAUGGACUUCCUAGCAACCAAAGCAUCUUAUGUUUUGAUUUCGAAUGUGUUGAUGGACAAACCAGCUGAGGACAGUCUAUUUCAGUGGGAUAUGUCUUCUGAUACUUACCAGUGCAGGAAGAUUCCUCCUCCAAAUGACACAGGGAUGGACUUUGAUGAUGAUGUUACAGAACUGGAAACUUUUGGAGCAACUGUCAAACUCUCAAAAACUUCUAAAAUGGAAAGUACUUUUCCUACAGUUAGUAACACUGCUAAAGUUUUAUCACAAGACCUAAAAAUGGGGAAAAAAAAUACAUCCACCAUAAGUGGUGGAGAUGAAGAAGGAAAAAACACCAUUUCUGGUGCUUCAGCAUGUGCCAGCAUGCAGCUUCCAUCAUUAGAUGGCAUUCUGUGCUUCAGCUCUGAAGAAAAUUCAUCUCAUAAAAGCCUUAAUUCGGAGGAGGUAGGACUGAACGAAGCACAGCAUGUCAUGACCAAAGAAGUAUUGGACAAUGAAACAAAGCUAAGUAUGCUAUCUAAUGCUGUUAGUUACAAGAGAGAGUCUGAUGCUACUCAGAAAAAUGAGACUUACGCUUCUUUAUGCAGUAGUGACACGGAUGAAGAGCGUUUGAUAAUUGAUACAGAAUGUAAAAACACCGAUUGUUGCAAAAGAACUGUACCAAAUACUGUUUCUCAUACCUCAGCAGAGACUGCCAGAUCACUUUCCCCCACCCACAUUCCAUUAGCAAGCAUGACAGAUUGCACAGAUACCGUGGAUCAGGGAAACAAUGCCUCCAGAAAGCCUACCAGAAAGUUGUCCAAAGAAUUUGAUCCUGUCGGACAGAUUUUGAAAAUGCAAACUGAACUUCUCAAGUCACCUUCCCAUAAAGCUCAUGAGCAACCAGUGGUGAGCUGUGAUGGUUCUAGUGCUACGCCAGCCCAUGUGCAUCAGUCUCCAAAACUAUUGGUGACCUCCAGCACAGAAACUGUGCCAGCCGCUGCCUCAAAUCCCAGCAGCUCGUCCAGAAAUACAUGGACUUCGCUUUUUCAGGGAAUGUCAAAGAGAAAGCUGCCAAAUGAACUUCAGAUGCUUGAAGAAGACCCCUCAGAGUAUAAAGCACCUCAGGAUGGCAACCUUGUGUAUAAGCUAUUCAGUUUGAAUGAUCUGUCGUUACUUGUGCGUUGCAGUGUGCAAAAAGUGAAGUCAUUGCCACGGUACCAUAAAAAGAAAAAAACUCAGAAGAUUACUCCAAUGUUCCUGUUGCCAAAACUAGAAUACCAAGCCUAUUAUGGUGUUGAAGCUCUUACAGAAAGUGAAGUAUGUCAGUUGUGGACAGAGAGUAUGUUGCAUUCUGAAUGCUUAUUUUAUAUUGGACGUAUUGAUGCUUUUACAUCAAAACUUAUUAUGCUAGAAAAGAUUUCUCCAGAAAUUUUAACAGAAAAACUUGGAAUGAUUAAGCCUGCAAAUUCAUUAAAUAUACUUCAUCACAUUUUGAAGAAAGUGUCCGAUUUGCAGGAGGGCUCUUAUUUAUUGACUCAUGCUGCAGGAGAUUCAUCAGUCGCAAUCUACAAGAGUUCUCUUGACAAGACAACGAGAGCAUCGUAUAACUUACAUAAAGCUCACUGUGAUCUGCCUACUGUACCCGCCACUCUUUCAGUCCCAUGGGUGCCACUAGAUCCCAGCCUCCCUUUGCCCUAUCACAUGAAUCAUGGAAGAGUUCCAUGCACCUUUCCACCUGCACCUCAGGAAGCCAUGUGGAAACAGAAGAUUACCUCAUGCACUUUGGUGUCUGCCAGAAGGGAAUUCAGGCACAUCGGCAAGAAAGAGGCAGGGCUGGUCAGAUCCUGCUGGUGGCAGGAAGAGCAGCUGUGCCUGUCACCAGUCCAGAUGUGGCCUCUGAGUCUGGCUGAAUGGCAAGCAGUAGAAGGCAGUUCUUGGAAGAUGACUGGGGCGAAGGGACGGUCUGACACACCCAGCGAGGGGAAUCCAGUAGCUAUGGAAACAAAAGGCAAUCCAGCUAAGCCUGUUAGAAAUGAAGGUGUGGCUACAAAGAAGCUGAAGAAGAAUUACUGCAAACAAAGAAUGAUGAAGAAAAACUGGAAAAGGAAGUACAACAAAAUGCAGCUGAAGUAGAAAUAGCUGAACCAUGCUGUGAUAAGUAUGGCCUGGAGAAGGACAAGACUAACAAAAAAUCUGAGGCUUUCUUGCAGCUUCAAAGGAGCUGGAACGAGCUGGCAGGGGAAAUGGCUCCAUAGCUGAAACAUUCCGUAAACCUUUAACCCUUUCUUACCUCAGUGGGCAUAUUUCAAGUGAAAAUUUCAGACUCAAUCAGAGGGGGGAAAAAGCGAGGGCCUGCAGCUGAGGUUAGGGGACAGAAGUAUCUUCUGUUGGUCUCAUUUUUGUAGAAAAACUACAGUUUGAAGAAUGAAGCAGUGGUUGAUGGUAAUAUCUGGUAUCGCAUAACAACAAGAAAAAUAAUUUUUCAGCUUUCUGAAUUCUUCCAGAAUCACUACAGAUUUUUAUUCUGACAUAUUUUUAAAUUGUAUUUUAUUUUGUGUAAUGUGCGGAAGGGAAACAACUUGGUUUAAUUACUGAAUCGUUUCAAUGCACAGUAUAUGCCAGUUCUUAAAUUACUUACAAAAAUACAUUUUCUUCUUAGGAUGAUGUAACGAAUGAGGUUUGGGGAACAAAAGUGUGUUUAUUUGAAUAGUAAGAGCCAUAAAUUUGCACUAGGAAAUUUACAAGUACAGCUAAAUAGUUAAAAUAUGUAUUUUUAUGCUUCCCCAAAACCAUUUCCAGAAAUUGUUUGGAUUCUGGCAUUACUUCAAAAAUGAAUGUAGCAGUUAUUCACUGUAUUACUGAAUGGCCACAGCCUAAAUCUAUUAAAUUGCACACUGAUAUGCACUAGUGCUUACCUGAGGUAUUAAGGUUUGCCUGGAGGAGCAAGUGAUAGGAUCAGGGCCUUCGUCAUCAUCCCAGAAACCCAACCAGACUAUGCUGUACACCAGCAGUUUGCUUGAGAUUUAGAGCCCAACUGACACGAUGAAGUUAGGAAAAGAGAAUACUUACAUCUAUGAAAAGGCCAGGCAAUGGGAUGACAUGCAGUUUCCUAGCGAAUAUCAGUUGUGUGGUAAAAUGGCAGUUUUGAAUGUUAGUAUGUAAAUGCAUUGUAUUCUGUGGUGUUUUGGUAACUAACGUGACUGCUUGUGAGGGAGGACUGCUUUGCAUUACAGCUGUUUUAUGGGACAGGCUUUUAGUGUUUCAUCAAACAGAAUUUCAGCAGAAACAAUCCUUGAAAUUGAGAGUCAAAAAUUACAUUCUGUAUCAUCGCUUUUGUUUUGCAUUCUGGAUUUCUGCCUAUAUUUUCCUUUAUUAAGAAUAUUGUUAGAAGAGUGCAUGAAUUCUUGAAAGCUACAAGAAUUACUCCAAUAAAAUCUUUCCCAUUUUUUCCUUUCAAACAACACAACUAUUUAAAAAUAUCUGAGCCAAUUUUUGUUUGGAACAUGUUCUGGAGAGCUGUUUGUAUGCGUGCUUAAACUGCUAACACAAAAAACAAAGGCCUUAAAGAUAUUCUUCCAAGUCUUUUGUUCAGACUAAAGAUACCAAGUACACACAUCUGAUCAAGCAUUCUUCUGCUCAUGGGCUUGACAUGAGAGAUUCUAAUGUCAUAAAAGUAUAAGUAAACUAUUUAAAUUGUUAACUGGAGCAUACCUGUUUAUAAAAUCCUGAAGACAGUUUUUUUUAAAGCAGGCUUAAACAAUGGAGGUAUAUUAAAAACCUUUCUAUGUGAAA